Molecule: messenger RNA, 2058 nt
Organism: Botrytis fragariae
Lineage: Eukaryota; Fungi; Ascomycota; Leotiomycetes; Helotiales; Sclerotiniaceae
Product: putative catalase protein
Exons: 5
Coding region: 1-2058 (685 amino acids)
Biological process (GO): hydrogen peroxide catabolic process; response to oxidative stress
Cellular component (GO): cytosol
Molecular function (GO): heme binding; catalase activity
Source: RefSeq, a predicted model, not a curated record
AUGUACUUGGCAACAGUCCUAAGCCUCGUGGGCUUAGUCGCAGCUCAAUGUCCGUACGGAAUGGACAGACAACCCCAAAAGCGCGAACCUAAUGAUGCUCAGACCAGGAGUUCUAGUUUCUUAGACCAGUUUACAAUAAAUGACACCAGUACAUACUUCACUACCGAUGCGGGUGGGCCUAUACAAGAGGAUACUAGUUUAAAGGCUGGUGUGAGGGGCCCGACACUACUUGAAGAUUUCAUAUUUCGUCAAAAGAUACAACACUUCGACCAUGAACGGGUACCAGAACGUGCCGUCCACGCCAGAGGUGCCGGUGCACACGGUGUUUUCACAAGUUAUGGAAAUUAUAGCAACAUAACGGCAGCUAGCUUUCUGAAUCAAGAGGGCAAAGAAACACCUGUCUUCGUUCGAUUCUCCACUGUUGCUGGAAGUCGAGGUAGUGCUGAUACUGCACGCGACGUCCAUGGCUUUGCUACUAGAUUCUAUACUGAUGAAGGAAAUUUUGACAACGAAAUACCUCAAGCAGCAACAGCACACGAUUCUGCUUGGGACUUUUUUAGUCAGCAACCAAGCUCACUACAUACACUCUUAUGGGCCAUGGCUGGAAAUGGAAUUCCAAGAUCAUUUCGCCAUAUGGAUGGAUUUGGUAUCCACACAUUUCGUUUGGUUACCGAUUCCGGUACUUCCAAACUAGUCAAGUGGCAUUGGAAGAGUAAGCAAGGAAAGGCAAGCUUGGUCUGGGAGGAAGCCCAAGUACUUGCUGGAAAGAAUGCAGACUUCCACAGAAAAGAUUUGUGGGAUGCCAUUGAGAGCGGCAAUGGCCCUGAAUGGGAGCUCGGGAUUCAGAUCGUGGAGGAAGAUGAUGUGUUGAAGUUUGGAUUUGAUCUUUUGGAUCCCACCAAAAUCCUUCCUGAAGAGCUUGUUCCAGUGCAAAAGAUUGGAGUCAUGAAAUUGGAUGCUAACCCUCGGAAUUACUUCGCAGAAACAGAGCAAGUUAUGUUCCAACCAGGGCACAUAGUGCGUGGUAUUGAUUUUACGGAUGAUCCACUUCUUCAAGGACGCAUAUUUUCAUACCUCGAUACACAAUUAAAUCGUCAUGGUGGACCAAAUUUCGAGCAACUGCCUAUCAAUCGCCCCAUUGUCCCUGUUCACAACAACAAUCGCGAUGGUGCGGCGCAACAAUUUAUCCCUCUUAACAUUGCUGCUUAUUCUCCAAAUACUCUCAAUGAUGCGGCUCCAAAGCAAGCAAAUCAAACAAUCGGUAGAGGGUUCUUCACAGCUCCUGGAAGAACGGUCUCAGGUAAUCUAGUAAGAGAGGCCUCGUCAACUUUCUCAGACGUUUGGUCUCAACCCAGGCUAUUCUACAAUUCUCUCAUCCCAGCAGAACAACAAUUCCUCAUUAACGCGAUCCGAUUCGAAACUUCUCAGCUUACAUCUAGCGUUGUGAAAUCAAAUGUUCUCAUUCAAUUGAAUCGCGUUUCACACGAUCUUGCCGCACGUGUCGCUUCGGUCUUGAAUCUACCAGUUCCGGAAGCAGAUAACACUUACUACAAUGACAACAAGACUUCCUUCAUCACCAUAUUUGGCAAUGAGCUCCCAACGAUAGCCACACUCAACAUCGGAGUCUUGGUGAGUGUUAAAAACAAUGCAACUUUAACACAAGCAGCCAAUCUUGCAACAUCGUUUUCGACAUCCGGGGUCAACGUCAAAGUCAUAGGGGAACUCCUGACAAACGGAGUGGAUGCAACCUAUAGUGCAUCAGAUGCGACACUAUUUGAUGGUAUCAUCGUAACUGAUGGCGCCGAGACUUUGUUCACAAACGGUUCAAAAUCAACGUACUUCCCAGCAGACCGACCUCGUCAGAUCUUGUUGGAUGCGUACAAUUGGGGAAAGCCUGUGGGAAUUUUGGGAAAUGCGAGAACGGUAUUAAAUGUUACGUCAAUCUGUGCUGGGCCAGGCGUGUAUAGUAAUUCAACGAGUGUUGGUGCACUUGUCAAGGAGUUUGAAGCCGGACUGAAGACUUUCAGGUUUGUCAAUAGGUUUUCCUUGGAUGAUUGA